AUGGUCGGGUCGCUCAUUCCUCUUUAUGAGAGAAUCGAUGCUAUACUCGUGAGGUAUGGCAGUUUCAACUCUACUCAGAAAUUCCGCCUUUUAGUGGGAGACUACUACUUGAAAUGUGACGGCCAUCCCAACUACCUGUUUCCAAAUGGAUACAUCAACGAAAUCAUCCGCCAAAACAUCAUGCUCCGACAGAUUACCCAGGAAGAAGAAAAUAUCUCCGAAAGGUACGGAGCCUUGAAGUUAGAAACUACAACUGAAGAGAAUAAGAAGCAGCUCUCCGAGUGGCUUCAACGUCUCGAAGAUCUUUCCAGGGAAUAUUGGUUUCAUGAACGGGAUCUUUAUCAACUUGAAUCCCGAUUCCCAGUUGGGCCGCUCAGGAGAGCCUAUGAUUCAUGGCGAUCCAACUCAAAGUGGUAUCUCCAUCCAGAUCUCGUCAAUGAAUGUGCCGGAAGGGGGGAUGCUGCGGCCGGGUCUGUGGAUGCUGUGAGAAGCGCCAUGAAACUCCAGGAAGAAGACGCGGGGCCGGUCAUUGUACCACAGAGUGUGGAUGCUGUUCCAAAGCCCGCGGGUUCGAGCUGA
Penicillium cinerascens is the source of this 579-nucleotide messenger RNA. RefSeq lists its product as uncharacterized. The transcript has a single exon. Lineage: Eukaryota; Fungi; Ascomycota; Eurotiomycetes; Eurotiales; Aspergillaceae. The record is from RefSeq and is a predicted model, not a curated record. The coding region runs from base 1 to 579 and encodes 192 amino acids.